AUGCUUUUACAAAUUAAAAUAUAUUUGAUAUCUAUUUUAUAUUUUCUAGGGGCUCUCUAUAUGGUCUUGUUUCCACCAAGAAAUUUUGAACUGUCUGGAGCCAAAAUAAGGACAACACGAAGUACAGGUGAUAAUUUGAAACUCAAGAAGUAUGUUGACCACAAGACUUUAUCGUACGUGCUUGAUGGCUUCCGUCGACGAGACCCUGAAGUGGUAAAGGUUGUGCACUUGGCUCCGCAAACAUUUGAGAAUCGCAGUAUCUUGGCUGUAGAGCUGCGCAGCGACAGGCACACCAGAAAACCAGGCAUACUUAUUGUUGGAGCACUAAACCCGAUGGCGUGGGCAUCUCCUAAUGCAAUAUUGGAGUUGUCGGAGAAGUUGCUCUAUGAUGCGAAGUAUCAGACACCAUUCUUCAACGAUUAUGACUGGUAUUUGGUACCCAUGGGCAAUCCAGACGGCAUUGAAUUCACUCAUAACAUUCGCUCGCGUCGGCCUUUGAACUCCGUUGAUUGGACACAGAAUGUAUCAGUAAGGGCUGAGACUCGUCCAUCAGAAUGGCAUAAGAAUGUUGAUCUGGAAAAAGAACAAAAAGAUAGACGCUGUUUUGGGACAAACAUUAAUCGGAAUUUCGCUUAUCAUUGGCAAGAUGACGUUCAUAAAACUCCCACGCGGUGUUGCCAGUACUAUCCCGGUCAGAAACCAUUUUCCACCGCCGAAGCACAAGCAGUUCGGAAAUAUGUAGAUAAAAUGGGAGAUUUUAUCAAUUUGGCUAUACAUUUACACGCCAGUUUUAUACCCAAAAAGGAAUAUAUCCUGUAUCCAUGGCGUUACUCUUUACGUACACCGAGCAACUAUCGCACUCUACAAGACAUCGGUGAAUAUGCAGCCAGGCAAGCACGCCUACCGGAUGGACGACUGUAUGAGGUACACCAAAGCAGUAACGACGAGCGUGUUGCAGGAACACUGAUUGACUACAUCAGUGGUGUGGUAGGCAUUGACCUCGUAUUCCUCAUCAAGCCUUACCACGAAAUGUUUCCUAACUUCACGGACACAAGCGACCUUGGAGUGUACGUGAAGAAGUCUAUAUCGACGGUGCUAAGCUUGGUGCGCGCCUGGCGCAGUAGCACGAAGCAAAACACACUCUCCUUCUUCGGCAGAGAUGUCGAGUUCUGA
Molecule: messenger RNA, 1173 nt
Organism: Spodoptera littoralis (African cotton leafworm)
Lineage: Eukaryota; Metazoa; Arthropoda; Insecta; Lepidoptera; Noctuidae
Source: the annotation of a GenBank genome assembly